Messenger RNA from Chanos chanos (milkfish), 807 nucleotides. It is a transcript of the gene stard14, whose product is annotated as START domain containing 14. The record is from RefSeq and is a predicted model, not a curated record. Bases 1 to 807 code for a protein of 268 amino acids. The transcript is spliced from 6 exons. Gene Ontology annotation, molecular function: lipid binding. Lineage: Eukaryota; Metazoa; Chordata; Actinopteri; Gonorynchiformes; Chanidae.
AUGUCGGGAAUUCUACCAGACGAGUCGAGUUUUUCUGACUUCAGAAGACAGUGUUUGACAACGGAGAACUGGUAUAGCAAAUAUAAUAAGAAUGGAAUGGAGGUGUGGGUCGAGGUGCCCCCUGCAAUGCCGUCACAAGGGAACAAAAAUACUGUAAACAGAGUACACAAAAUUAAGUGCAGGAUGGACAUAAAGGACGUAUCGGCCGCCACUAUGUAUGACGUUCUCCAUGACAGUCAGUAUAGGAAACAGUGGGAUCCCACCAUGCUGGAGAGUUUUGACAUUGCCCGUUUGUCCCACAACGCCGAUGUGGGCUACUACUCAUGGAUUUGUCCGAAGCCGCUAAAGAACAGAGACGUGGUAACUUUGCGAUCAUGGCAAGUCUCUGAGGACGAGUACAUUAUUAUUAACUUCUCCGUCAAACAUCCGAAAUAUCCUCCUCGUAAAGACUUGGUGAGGGCCAUCUCCAUCCUAACAGGCUACUUGGUAAAAUCCACUGGUCCAAACAGCUGUUCCUUCACAUACCUCUCUCAGGCUGAUCCUAAAGGUUCUCUUCCAAAAUGGGUGGUCAACAAAGCAUCUCAAGUCCUGGCUCCAAAAGUCCUCAAGAGUGUGCAUAAGGCAGGCCAGAACUAUCCACAGUGGAAGAACCAGAACUCUCCAGAUCACAAGCCCUGGCUCUACCCUCUGCAGAGUGACUUGCCCAUGAUGAACCCAGCUGAGCUCGCCAUCCAGCGCGGGGACUCGCUGGAGAACGUGGACGAGAGCUCGAUGCGGGACGUUCAGGAGAACGAAGACAGCAGCUAA